Molecule: messenger RNA, 2279 nt
Organism: Ogataea polymorpha
Lineage: Eukaryota; Fungi; Ascomycota; Pichiomycetes; Pichiales; Pichiaceae
Exons: 2
Coding region: 1-1074 (357 amino acids)
Biological process (GO): sulfite transmembrane transport; transmembrane transport
Cellular component (GO): plasma membrane
Molecular function (GO): sulfite transmembrane transporter activity
Source: RefSeq, a predicted model, not a curated record
AUGGCAUCUUCUCUCUCAUCAUUUGAGGCCAGGACGACGGUGCCUCCGUCUCGAAUUGGGACGUUCCUCAAUGACGUGCUUGCAAACUUCCACCCCAUCUACUUUGUCAUCAAUAUGGGACUGGGUAUCACAAGCUUGGUGAUGUACAACUUUCCGAUCGAGGUAAUCCGUGUGGGGAUGAGAUACGUGGGAAUCUUGUACUUUUUUAUUGACCUCGUUGCGUUUAUCAUCAUCCACGCGCUUUUUUUCCUGCGCUACUUUGUGCUAUUCAACCGCUACGACCGUGUCUCAUUUUGGGGGCUGCUCAAAGACCACCGGCUCAGCGUAUUCCUUGGAGCAGAGGUCAUGGGUUUCGGCUCGUUGAUCAACAUGAUCCACUAUUUGAGACCCGAAUGGACGCUUUUCACGUACACGCUCUGGUGGAUACAGGUAGCUCUCAGUCUGUUGUGUGCCUGGGGAGUCACGUUUUUAAUGAUGGCCGUGAACAACCUCGAUGCGAGCGAUCUCAACGCCACCAUUCUUCUUCCCGCUGUCACCCUGACAGUUGCUUCUUCCACGGGCUCUAUUGUGAGCGGCAAACUCGACUCUGCCAGCUGGAAGCUUUCUUCCGAGAUCAUCACAUUCAUGCUCCUAAGCAACGCUCUUCUGCUCGCUUUCCCGCUCCUAUCUGUCUAUUUUUACAAACUACUCACAUCAGGCUUGCCCUCCAAACCUAGCAUCUACUCGUGUUUCAUCCCUAUCGGCAUCCUGGGACAGGGUGCAUUCGCCAUACUGCUCAAUUUCCAACAAUUGGCCGAUCUUCUCCAAACCGAGCCAGCACUCAUCAAGGCCACAGCCCUGCUCAGCCAAGAGUCUCUGCAAGUAGUGGCCGCACUGCUUCAGCUUGGAUCCGUCUACGUGGCCAUGUCUCUCGUCUCAAUGGGCAUCUGCGUGACCGCGAUAGGCAUUUUUGGGGUUCUCAAAUACGGCCUCAUACACAAGUGGUCAAAGACGCUUUGGGCAUCGACGUUCCCGCUGGGGACCAUGGCCGUUUCCCAGUCAGAGCUGUACACACCAUUUACUCAUUUGCUUUGAUUGCAGUCACAACAUGCUGUCUGGUGAAUACCUGCAUCUUCGAAAUACCUAUUCGAAAGCAUGAGGUCUGAUCACUCCUCGAAGCGUGAAAGUCCGGAAGCCCUGACAGGCUCUGGACUGUCAAAAAUGUAUUCAUAAUACUCCUCCUCUUCACCAUCGGCAUUAUGCCGGAACCGCUUCUCCAUGCGCGGGAGCCGCGCCUCUGCGGCAGCCACCUGUGCAUCUGUACCAUAUUUGCGCUCAAACAAUAUUAAUGCAUCUAUUAUCUGCUUCUUCUUUGCACCCUCUGUAGUGUCGAUGGUUCUGUUGAAAACGUCGCGACAACGGUCCUUGGCCUCCGGCGUGACCUCGAACUGGAACUCGUCGUCUCCUGUUUCUUUUAGGCGGCGCACAAACUCGUCAACUUGUUGCUGCGUCGGGACUUUCAGCUCCAUCAUGCACCGUUGUACCAGACUUCUCGCGUCGCCUUCGGUAAGCUGUAUUAUGCGGUCCCUGAUCUUUCGAGCAUUGUCAUAGUUGCGCUCCUCCAUCUCGUACUCGUAAUAUGCUUCCAGAACUUUCUUCUUCUCGUUCAAGGAUAAACUGUCCUCGUCGGACGCCAACUGGUAAAUUGCAACACAGCGCGCCCUGUCCCCCAAAUCUGCCUCCAACGAAGCAAAGUCAAUCCAGUUCGAACCAUCGCGGGGAUGCAGUUCUACCAGUUUCGUGUAUACCAUCCGCACCCGGUCAAAUUCGCGAAGCUGUGUCUCCAGCUCGAUGUAGAACCUCAUAACUUUCAUAUCACCGCACAAUCCAAUACACCGUCCUAGCACCUUCCGCGCAGCAGCCAGCUGGCCCUGCCGAAGCUCGAACUCUGCAUACAUCACCCAUAUGCGCGAAAAAGUGAAACUCUUGUGAGGAAUGAGCGAGAUCAGUUUCCGGUAUAGCUCUCUGGUUUUUUCAACGUCUCUUUUUUCGCUCCAUAUUAAGUACUUCAUCCAGAGAUAAAUAUAGCUGAGCCACCCGCUUUUCAACGCACUCGAUGGAAUCGUACCUGUUGCCUCCUCUAGUUUGCGCUCGUAUUGUUUUUCGUCAAAAAUUGGCUCCACAAGCUUCAAAUACACCCACCAUGUAUCGUAGUCGUGCGGUUUGCUUGCAAGCUCCUGCUCGUAAACAGCCAUCCGCUUGCUCACCACUGACGUCUCGAUCGACUCUUUCUGGCCAUG